Molecule: messenger RNA, 2022 nt
Organism: Ricinus communis (castor bean)
Lineage: Eukaryota; Viridiplantae; Streptophyta; Magnoliopsida; Malpighiales; Euphorbiaceae
Product: cytochrome P450 81Q32
Exons: 2
Coding region: 297-1850 (517 amino acids)
Molecular function (GO): monooxygenase activity; heme binding; oxidoreductase activity, acting on paired donors, with incorporation or reduction of molecular oxygen
Source: RefSeq, a predicted model, not a curated record
UUUAUUGUGGAAAGAGAAAGAGAAAGAGAGAAAGCUGUAAGAGUCUAUUUUUAUUAUUUAUAUGUUAAAAUUCAUAUUUCAUUGUCCAAAAUACAAUUCAUGCGACUUGAAAAGCAAGUGCUAAAAACGCACCAAAAUAUGUUUAAUUAGGGGCACAAAUAUUAGUUUUAUGGUUAGAAAUUGGAGGGUUGGGAGUGUGCCAAAACAGUACUCGACUGCAAUACUCAUAUAAAUAAGCAUUAUCUCCUUCCUCAACAACAGCAACAGCAUCAAGCAUCAGAAAUUCAGGACUCCAAAUGAUCAAUUCAAGUAUGGAAGACACACUUUUACUUCUGACUUUACUCUUGCCUUUCCUUCUUCUUGCCUACAAGUUUUGGCCACAAACAAGAACGCAACAGCACAGCCUUCCACCAAGCCCUCCUGCUCUUCCAAUUAUAGGUCAUCUCCAUCUUAUCAAGAUUCCCCUCCACCGUUCUUUACAAAGUCUUUCAAAUAAAUAUGGCCCAAUUAUUUCUCUCCGAUUGGGUUCUCGUCGGUUGAUCAUUAUAUCAUCACCAUCGGCGGUGGAAGAGUGCUUCACCAAAAACGACAUUACCUUGGCCAACCGCCCUGCUUUAACUGUUUACAAGUACAUGUCUUAUAACUGCACCACCCUCGCGACAUCCUCAUACGGGGAUCACUGGCGCAACCUCCGCCGCAUAAGUGCUGUUGAAGUUUUCUCGUCGAACCGCCUUAACAUGUUUGUGGGCAUCCGGAGAGACGAAAUCGAGAUUUUCCUGAACAAACUCUAUCGUCUUUCAAGGGAUGGUUUUGCUAAGGUAGAGUUGAAACCAAUACUAAUGGAGCUAAGCCUUAAUACGAUUAUGCGAAUGGUUGCAGGGAAGAGGUAUUACGGCGAGGAUGUGACUGCAAAGGACGAGGGUGAGGCUAAGAUAUUUAGGGAGAUGAUAACUGAGAUUUUUGAGUAUGCUGGAGCAUCAUAUCUAGGAGAUUACUUGCCAAUCUUAAAGUGGAUCGACCCUCGUGGAUUUUUGAAGAAAGUAGCAAGCCUUCAUGUAAGAACUGAUGUGUUACUGCAAGGUCUUAUUGAUGAGCAUCGAGGUGGUUAUAAGGGUAAUAUUGAAGGCAGAAACACCAUGAUCAGCCAUUUGCUUUCCUUGCAAGAAUCAGAGCCGGAAAAUUAUUCAGAUCAAGUUAUCAAAGGCCUACUGCUGGAUAUAAUAUUUGCUGGUACAGAGUCAACAGCUGUUACCCUAGAAUGGGCAAUGUCUAGUCUACUAAAUAACCCACAAGUUUUAGAGAAGGCAAAAGAUGAGUUGGAUAUUCAGAUUGGUCAAGACAACUUGAUGGAUGAAUCGGAUCUUUCUAAGUUACCAUAUCUUCAAAAUAUCAUAUCAGAGACCCUAAGACUGUACCCCGCAGGGCCACUGCUUCUUCCACAUUUAUCAUCUCAAGAGUGCAGUGUUGGAGGAUAUCUUGUGGAACCCAAUACAAUGCUACUUGUCAAUGCGUGGGCCAUACAUAGAGAUCCUGAGUUAUGGGAUGAUGCUGUUAAGUUUAAACCUGAAAGAUUUGAAAAUUUUGUUGGCCAAGGUGGCAUUAAUAACCAGGUAUACAAGUUGAUGCCUUUCGGCUUGGGAAGGAGGUCUUGUCCUGGAAUGGGCCUUGCCAACCGUGUUUUAGGGUUUGCUUUGGGGUCUAUGAUUCAUUGCUUUGAAUGGAAAAGGGUAAGUGAACAAGAAAUUGACAUGUCUGAAGGAUUUGGGCUAACCAUGCCUAAGGCUGAACCAUUGCAAGCCAUGUGCAAGGCACGGGAUGCUAUGAAGAUGGUUAUGUUUUCUUCUCUUUGAAGGAAAAGACUGUAUUUCAAGACUCAUUCCUUUCUGAAUGUGCUCAACUUAGAUUUCUGGUGACUCGACAAUAAAUUGUGUUUUUCUUCUACCAAUUUAAUUAUAUUGUUAUGUACUUAGGCUAUUUCUGGUACAUGAUAUAAUGAAGUAUCUAACAUGCUUUAUUACUUUA